ACUCAUGCUCCACACUCCAGUCCAGUUGGUGGCGGUAAUGCACCAUUAGUUGGCUUGUCAACCGCCAUUACACUACAGGAAGAAGAAAAGAAACCAGGAAUUGCGCUGUUGCUAUCGGGUUGACUGCUAGAAAGCAGUAUGGAGGGUUUGAAGUCCUCUAGCAGCACCAUGCAAGUGAGUUUUGUCUGUCAGCGCUGCAGUCAGCCAUUAAAGCUUGACACAUCCUUCAACGUGUUAGACAGAGUGACCAUCCAUGAACUCACUGCUCCAUUAUUAACUGUAACAACCAGUAAACAACCAGACAGCUGUGAGGGCAGCAGUGUUCCUGAGGAAACCUUUUUGGAGAGCAAACAGGAUGGUGUUGCCCGAAAAUACAUUGCAUCUGCACGGUUAAUGGCGACUGAAAGCACAAACAGCUUCACUCUUAUUGGAGAAGCUUCAGAUGGAGGAACUAUGGAGAACUUGAGCCGCAGACUGAAAGUGACAAGCGACUUGUUUGACAUCAUGUCUGGUCAAGCGGAUGUUGAUCACCCUCUGUGUGAAGAGUGUACAGACACACUCCUGGACCAUUUAGACACACAACUCAACAUUACAGAGAAUGAGUGUCAAAAUUACAAGUGCAGGGUUACGUAUGAUUUUAACAUGAACUUCAAUACUGGGGUCAAAAGUAAUGGGACAGUUGACUUAAAAGCUUUGGACAGGAACUGUUUAGACCUGCUAUCUCAGCUGCAAGAAGAGGAGGAGGCCAGUCUGCUGGCUGAGCUGCAGCAGCUAAAACAGAAGGAAGAAUCAAUGGUCCAGGAGCUAGAGAGCAUCGAGGUGCAGCGUGAAGCUGUGGCCAAAGAGUUGGCUGAAGGACGCAUCCACAGCCAACACCUGGACACUGAAGAACUUCAGUAUCAAAAGGAAUACUGUGAGUUUAAGCGGCAACAGCUAGAGUUGGAUGAUGAUAUUAAAAGUGUGGAUAAUCAGAUGCGUUACUGCCAGAUUCAGCUGGAUAGACUCAAGAAGACCAACGUUUUUAACGCCACCUUUCAUAUUUGGCACAGUGGGCAGUUUGGAACAAUAAAUCACUUUCGACUAGGGCGAUUACCCAGUGUGCCGGUGGAGUGGAAUGAAAUUAAUGCUGCUUGGGGUCAGACUGUACUUCUGCUGCAUGCUCUCGCAAGCAAGAUGGGUCUGCACUUUCAGAGAUAUCGACUUGUUCCUUAUGGAAAUCAUUCUUAUCUGGAAUCUCUCACGGAUAAGUCCAAGGAGUUACCCUUGUAUUGUUCAGGUGGUUUGCGCUUUUUCUGGGAUAAUAAAUUUGACCACGCUAUGGUGGCCUUCCUCGACUGCGUGCAGCAGUUCAAAGAGGAGGUGGAAAAAGGGGACACAGGCUUCUGUCUGCCAUACAGAAUGGAUGUGGACAAAGGCAAGAUUGAGGACACAGGUGGCAGUGGAGGAUCUUACUCUAUAAAGACUCAGUUUAACUCGGAGGAACAGUGGACCAAAGCCCUCAAGUUCAUGCUUACUAACCUUAAAUGGGGUCUGGCCUGGGUCUCCUCUCAGUUCUACAAUCGCUGAUUCUUAUUAUGGCUUGAUAUACAACUCUGAAAAACAAUAUGGUAUUGAGUAAUGGAAAUUAUUACUGAUUUUGCAGUGUUAUACUAGUAAUAAAAAAUAAGCUGUUUGUAAACUAAAAGCUAUAAAUAAAAUGAACUAUAUUUACUGUUAAAUGUAAUAUAUUCUAUUGAUGUGGUUGGAUUAAAGUUUACUGCUCAGUA
Molecule: messenger RNA, 1766 nt
Organism: Misgurnus anguillicaudatus (oriental weatherfish)
Lineage: Eukaryota; Metazoa; Chordata; Actinopteri; Cypriniformes; Cobitidae
Source: RefSeq, a predicted model, not a curated record